Branchiostoma floridae (Florida lancelet) is the source of this 3091-nucleotide messenger RNA. Its product is annotated as E3 ubiquitin-protein ligase Midline-1-like. NCBI's taxonomy places the organism in Eukaryota, Metazoa, Chordata, Leptocardii, Amphioxiformes, Branchiostomatidae. Gene Ontology annotation, molecular function: protein binding; zinc ion binding. Bases 31 to 2868 code for a protein of 945 amino acids. The record is from RefSeq and is a predicted model, not a curated record. The transcript is spliced from 5 exons.
CUCGGUUGUUAGCUGUGUCGCAGCAGAAACAUGGAGGGUUUAGAAGACGAGCUGACGUGUCCCGUGUGUCUGGAGUUGUACACCUGUCCGCUCCUGCUGCCCUGUCAUCACAACCUGUGCCGCAGGUGUGCGGAGGCGUUCCUCGAGACUCACCCCGAUGAACCAGCGGGGGCACAGGCCGCCUGCUCCUCGGAACUAAUCCCUUCCCUCGAAAACCUGGGAAGUUUCGCAUGUCCAACAUGUAGGGAAGAGGUUCGCUUGGGUGACCGUGGUGUACACGGGUUGGGAAGAAAUCAAAUGCUGCAGAACAUCGUUGACAGGUUUAAACAACUCCAUGCGCAGUCACAGUUGAAAAGUAGUACAGUGGCAUGUCUGGUCUGUGAUGCAACGCCACCUAAAGAUGCAGUGAAGAGUUGCACCACCUGUAAGCUGUCCUACUGCGGAGAUUGUCUGCAACUGCUGCACCCAUCCCGCGGCGGGCUAGCCAAUCACCAACUUGUAUCACCUGUAGAGUCUUUUGAUAACCAACAGAAGACUGUGAUGUGUCCGGAUCACAAGAACAAGCCGGUAGAGCUUUACUGCAAGCUGGAUAAGGCCCCAGUCUGCUGCCUCUGCAAGCUGGUCGGCAAGCACAAGGAACAUGACGUCGCUGCCUUGGAGGAGGUGUAUGGUGACAAAAAGGAUGAUCUACAGAAAGUCGUCGAAGAAUUGAAGGGGAAAAUCGAAGAAGAGACAACAAAGAUCAAAGAACUUGAAAGUAGGAAGGCAGCAAUGGAGAGUCACGGAGCUCAAGUGAAAUCACAAAUCAAGACAGAUUGUGACGCACUGAUAAACACUAUCCGAGAACGCGAGGUCGUUAUGGUGGCGAAAGUAGAUGCGGUAUUAAAAGAUGACACUACCAAGAUACAAUCUUUCAUUGACAGCUCUCAUGAGAAAGUGAAGAGUGCAAAUUCAUGUCUGGCGUAUGCCAAGGAGGCUGAAAAAGAAACCGAUCCAGCUUGCUUCCUACAAGCCGAGCAGCUUAUCACAGGCCGCGUGGAGCAAAGUACCAGCAUGUUUGUCCAUGAUGAACAGUACAAACACAUUCCCACUGACAGAGUCACCGUAGACCUUAGUCCGGUGAAGAGUCUAUUGGAAGGCCUUGCUUUGCCGCAUGCCCCGGUCAUUUCUCUAGAAAAGUGCAAAGCUACAGCGCAUGAGGCGACAGUGUCGUGGGACAGUGAUGACGGCAAGGGUUAUAAGUUCGAUGUUCUGUGCUCCUCUCCCGGUGAUUUCCCAGUCAGGAUGCACAACGUACAAGGCAACUCAUGCGAGGUGGAAGGUCUGGAGGAGAGCACAAGUUAUGGUGUGACAGUUAUUUCUAAAACUAACAGUGGUACAGCGAAAAGUGACAUGUUUCCUAUGAAAACAACUAUGGAGCCAAUGGGGAUCGUGCAAGAACUUCCACAUCUUUCGGAGCCAGAGGAGAUCAUACAAGAACUUCCACAACAUCCGGAGCCAGUGGAUAUCAUGCAAGAACUUCCACAACUUCCGGAGCCAGUGGAUAUCAUGCAAGAACUUCCACAACAUCCGGAGCCAGAGGAGAUCAUACAAGAACUUCCACAACUUCCGGAGCCAGUGGAUAUCAUGCAAGAACUUCCACAACAUCCGGAGCCAGUGGAUAUCAUGCAAGAACUUCCACAACAUCCGGAGCCAGUGGAGAUCAUGCAAGAACUUCCACAACAUCCGGAGCCAGUGGAUAUCAUGCAAGAACUUCCACAACUUCCGGAGCCAGUGGAUAUCAUGCAAGAACUUCCACAACAUCCGGAGCCAGUGGAGAUCAUGCAAGAACUUCCACGUUCUAACUAUUUCACAGAGCGCUCAAAUAGUGACGUGCCAGGGAGACGACUGCCGCGGUGCUACAUGGGAUGCUCCGUUGACAAAAUAGCUGCCACAGAUAAAGAUCACGUGACCCCCAAGGUGAGCAACGCAAAGAUGGAGGACUUACAGCGAAAGGUCGAGGAACUAGAGGUCAAGACGAAGGAGGAGAAGGGCAAAAUACAGAAAUCAUCCCUGAGCGCUCCAUCGAUAGAUAAAGAAAAGUGCAGGACAAGUUUCGAUAUGGCGUACAUAGAAUGGCAGUCACCAGGCGACAUCGGAGUCUUUGAACUUCACUGUUCUUGUGCCGAUGAGUCCUCAGAUGACCCCCCAAUCAUUAUUCAGAACAUACGGGGGAACUCUUCUGUCGUUCGAGGCCUCAGUUCUGACACAAUGUACAAGUCUCAAGUCUGCGCAACUGACGGUAACAGAGUGUGUCCCAGUGCAACCGUUACCAUGGAAACCAUACCUUUCUUCUUCCGCUUCGACCCAGAAACGGCGGGAAAACGGCUGCACCUGUCGGAGAGAAACACGAGGGCGGUGAAGGGGGAUGAGAUCCCUUCUCUCCCCGAGGUCCCGGGGAGGUUCAAAACAUCCACGGUGUUUGGGACCGCGGCUGUGUCAGGGGGGAGGCACUACUGGGAGGUGGGGACGGAAAACGCCAGGUACUAUUUGUUAGGGGUGGCGUAUGGAGACGUGUCACGGGAGGUCAACAUCGGUGAGUCGCCCGGAGGAUGGGGCAUCGAGCGGACAUCGGGCGACACCUACAAGGCGCACGACCAAGGCAACUCUCAUGACAUAACUUUCUCUCCCCACCCAGACAAGAUAGGCGUGCUUCUUGACUACAAAGCCGGGUUUGUGACCUUCCAAGACGCUGAGAGCAAGAAGGUCAUCCACACCUUCAAGGUCAAGUUCGAGCGGCCAGUUUACCCAGCGUUCUCUUUGUGGAUCGGGUUGGGAGGGAUAUCGUCAGUUCUGAAACUACACACUGGGGUUUCCAUACCUCAGUAGCAAGGAAACUUUCAACAGCAAACGAACAUGAACAAAGCUUUGGCAGUUGUCCACAGAAGGAAACAUUACACUUGAAAACUUUAAAGGUUUAUGUAACGUUUAACGAAGAUUGUGUUGUGAGAGCUUGCUUAAUUCCUGUUGAAAGUCAAUACUCAUCUGUAGAUCGACUAUAUCAAAUGCCACGGAGCUUGCCUUUUCGUUCUAAAAUAGUUUUAGGAAUAAA